Knipowitschia caucasica is the source of this 4026-nucleotide messenger RNA. The record is from the annotation of a GenBank genome assembly. Lineage: Eukaryota; Metazoa; Chordata; Actinopteri; Gobiiformes; Gobiidae.
AUGGGAAGAGUUGUCGCAUUAGCUAUAAGAAAGGCCAAAUACCUGGAACCUGUAGGCUACAUGAGCGGCGGGCUGGGCUGCAGGACUGGAGCAGAAGAGGGCCGUGAUGGCGGGAAGAAGGAAAAAGAGAGGAAUAGAGCACACCCUCUGAGAACUACACCCCUUUUCCACAAUCCCCUCCUCCUGGCAGGACAGAUCCAGCAGGCGUCCUGCAGGAGUCGGGGCGGUGCGGCAGCGUUGAUCCAUUGGAGGGGCGUUUUCAGUGGAGCCGUCAUCAUUGCGUCGGAGUGGAGUUGCCGUGGCAGCCCUGAUGGGGCGCAGGAGGACAGUCCCGACCCAGAGGUGGGUGAUGGGGCAGACCGCGGCCUGGAUGGAGACCCGGAGGGAGUGUGGAGUCCAGAUAUUGAGCAGAGUUUCCAGGAGGCCCUGGCCAUUUACCCCCCCUGUGGUCGCAGGAAAAUCAUCUUGUCAGAUGAGGGCAAGAUGUACGGUCGCAAUGAGCUAAUUGCUAGGUAUAUCAAGCUACGGACUGGGAAAACACGCACCAGAAAGCAGGUGUCUAGUCACAUUCAGGUUCUGGCGCGAAAGCGAGUUCGAGAAUACCAAACAAGCAUCAAGGUCUCUAGUCACCUGCAAGUCUUGGCCAAGAGAAAGUCUCGCGAAAUUCAGUCCAAGCUCAAGGCAAUGAACUUGGACCAGGCCUCAAAAGACAAAGCACUGCAGACAGUAGCCAACCUGUCAUCUGCUCAAAUAGUUUCUGCAAGUGUCAUGAAACCACAGACUCCUUUCUCUCCACCAGUCAGAUUUUGGCCCAGCCCAAUGCCAGGACAGCCUGGACACUCUCAGGAUAUCAAGCCUUUUGCACAGCCUCCGUACACUACACUACCAGCUCCUGUCCCUACACCCAUCAGUUAUGAGCCCCUGCCCCCUCCGCGGCCUGCAGCAAUAGCAGCCCCUGUUUGGCAAGACCGCACCAUCUCCUCGGCUAAGCUCCGGUUACUCGAGUAUUCUGCCUUCAUGGAGACCCAGCGUGAGAGGGAGACGUUCAAACAUCUUUUUGUGCACAUUGGGCCUUCAAACCCUGGCUACAACGACCCGGUGCUGGAGUCCAUAGAUAUAAGACAGAUCUAUGACAAGUUUUCUGAAAAAAAAGGUGGACUGAAGGAGCUCUAUGAAAAAGGGCCUCACAAUUCCUUUUUCCUGGUCAAGUUUUGGGCGGACCUGAGCAGCGACAUUGAGGAGGGCUCCAGUGUGUUCUAUGGUGUAAGCAGUCAGUACAGCGGAACAGAAAACAUCAGCAUUAGUGUUUCAACCAAAGUUUGUUCUUUUGGAAAACAAGUUGUGGAAAAAGUGGAGACUGAAUACGCUCGCUUAGAAGGAGGGAAAUAUGUUUUUCGAAUAAAUCGCUCGCCCAUGUGUGAAUAUAUGAUCAACUUCAUCCACAAACUGAAACACUUACCGGAGAAAUACAUGAUGAACAGUGUGCUGGAGAACUUUACGAUCUUACAGGUUGUGUCAAAUAGAGAGACCCAAGAGACUUUGCUGUGCAUUGCCUUUGUUUUUGAAGUUUCUACUAGUGAACAUGGAGCACAGUAUCAUGUCUAUCGAUUAAAGCGGUGCGGGUUUCUGUUGUGUCUGUGGCGCAAACGCGGCGUGGCGUUGUUCUGCCCCGGCGGCCCCUCCUCUCGCACCUGUGAGUGUGAGGUGGUUGUCUCACCCUCCCCCGCUCCACCCCCCUCCUGUAAGGCGCGGUCCCGGGGUGGAGCGCUCUGCUCUGGGAACUUUCCGUCUAUCUGCAUACUUGGCACAAGCGCUGCAUACGUUACUGUGUUCAUUUCGUCUGAUCUUCCGUAUUCAUCCACACGCUUGACAUUGGGAAGGUGCGCUCCAGGGAAAAUGAUGGCCCCUGAGCCGCUGAAAUCAGCGAUGACCAUUGGAAACUCAGAGGACACUUCUCUGGCGCUGCCCACGGACACCACAAUGCGCUCUGGACAAGCGCGCGUCCUCAACCAGGUGCACACCAUCAAGAGGAGCAAGUCUAAGCCAGGGAAGACCAGCCCUGUGUCUCCAUCAUCGCCUACAAGUAUGACGUCAUGGGGGCUCUCAGAAACGGGGUCUCUUGGAACAUUUAAGUUCGCACCAUUUAAAACAAAUGCCAACUUUGGUCGAAGCAACUCUGCUAUGACGACCUACAACAAAAAGAUGCAUUCUCAGAGAUCACGCACAUUGUCCACAAAGUCCAUUGGGGGCAGGUUCAUCAGCUCCUCUGGUACCAGCGAGCAACAGACCAUUCCAACCAACUGGGCUCCCAAUGGUCUGAAGCCCAGCCGCAGUGACCCAGCUCUGGCACCGCCUUUGUCUGUACAUGUACAAUCAAACGGCAUGAGAGCCAAAGGCCAGAUUCCUUCCCAACAAACCAGAGUGAGCAGACACAGCACCUACUCUUUAACUAACGGAGGACAGACAACCUCCAGCCAGACCCGCAUGGGCCGCCCUCCCUCUGCCCAGUCCAAUACUGAGGCCAAAAUCACCAAGACCAAUAAGUCGGAGCAGAAAACUGUUGUUACAGAGACAAUGAAUACAUCAGAUAUGACUCUGGAGGAGGCUGUAGAGUAUCUGUCUCAUCAAGACGAAAAUCGUCAACUUUGUGGAGCCACCUUUAUUCAACACUGCACCUUCAAAGAAGAAAAGGCCAAAGAAGAGGUUUACCAGUUGGGCGGUAUCCCUCUUCUUGUCGGUUUGUUACGGAGUGCCAAUCCUGAGGUGUGCCGGGCAGCUGCCGGGGCCCUCAGGAACCUGGUGUUCAAAAACCAGGCCAACAAACUGGAGGUUCAGAAAUGUGAGGGCAUCGGGAAGGCCCUGCAGCUGCUCAAAGAAACCAACUCCACAGAGACCCAGAAGCAAAUCACAGGCCUGCUUUGGAACCUGUCCUCAUCGGAUGAGUUGAAGACAGAACUUAUUGCAACAGCGCUGCCUGUUUUGACUAAUAAUGUGAUCGAGCCAUUCACCUGUUGGUCAGAUAACUCGGCCAACAAUAACAUACACCCGGAUGUCUUCUACAACGCCACAGGCUGCCUGAGGAACUUAAGUUGUGCCCAAAAAAAAGAAAGAGACUCGAUGAGAAAGUGCCCUGGCCUUAUCGAUGCUCUGGUCAGCUACACUCGGUCCUGUGUGGCCGAGGAAAACCCAGAUGACCAGUCUGUGGAGAACUCGACAUGUAUCCUCCAUAAUUUGAGCUACCAACUGGAGAUGGAGGCCCGUGAGUGCUUCUCUAAUUACUACCCUCAGGAAGGAGCCCAGAAGAAAUCCUCCUCCACAACAGGAUGCUUUAGUCCCAAGAGCAGCAAAGCCCAAAAAGAAUUUUCAUUUGAUCAUAAACCAGACAGUGCCCUUUCGGGGAUAAUGUGGCUGAACCAUCCUAAAACCAUGCAGACAUACCUCUCUCUUUUGGGCUUGUCCCAGAACAACGGCACCUUGGAAGCCUGCUGCGGUGCGCUACAGAAUUUGACAGCAAGUCGGGACCUGGGGUCGGAUGCCAUGAGUCAGAUUUUGGUUCAAAAGCUUGGGGUCUUACAGUACAUAACCCCUUUGAUGAAAUCAUCUGAUCCGAACGUGAAGAAGACAGCUAUUUCUUUACUAAGCAACCUGUCCAGAACGGGCUGGCUUCAGUCAUCCAUGGCCAAGCAGAUUCUGCCCGAGCUCACAGGCAAUCUGACCAGUGGACCUCGAAAUAUGGGAUACUCCGAUGAGACGACAGCUUUAGUGUGUAACAUGGUGCAGAGCCUGAUGGCGGCCGACUCCGAAGCCGGAAAGAAGGCCCUCAGUGUAGACUUCAUAUCAGCAGUGGCGGAUCUCAGUGAAGACGUGUCCUACCAAAAAGGCAGCAAAGCAGCUGCAGCCCUGCUCUACAGUUUAUGGAAUGAUAAGAGUCUCCAGGGAGCUCUUAAAAAGAUGGAUUUUAACAAAGCACUUUUUGUCAAUGAAAACACAACAGCUGUUCACAAGUCUAUGCAGGUCAUCGAGUAA